Molecule: messenger RNA, 909 nt
Organism: Strongylus vulgaris
Lineage: Eukaryota; Metazoa; Nematoda; Chromadorea; Rhabditida; Strongylidae
Source: the annotation of a GenBank genome assembly
AUGGUGGAGCUCAUGCGUAUGGCUAUUGGUGCACUUCUAAAUAUUGAAAUAUGGAUAAUGCUCAUUUUAAACGUAUUUGUACUGAGCUGCAUCAAAAAAGGCAAACUGUACUCAGGAAAAGAAAAAUGUGUUUACUUACUUUCUACUUCUAACAUAUGCUGUGAUAUUGCACAAUUGGCGCUGCAUGCCUUUUACAUUGGACCAUCAAUUAUUGCUGGGAAAUGGUUCUUUGACGGGGAAAAGUCGUUGGGAAUUACUAUUGCCGGGGUACUCUUUAUCGAAUUUUGGAUCUUCGCGUCACUGAUUCAAAUGUUAUUUUCCACGAACAGGUUGAUUAUCAUUUGCUUUCCCUGGUCUUCAUUGUUUUCAUCAAGACGUAAAACAUUCCUAUAUAUAGUCAUAACCCUGAUUAUUGCCACAGGCUUGACUCUACGCCAUCAGGUGUUUACACCGUGUUGCAGAACUAUUCCUGAUCAACGAUAUUUCGGAUACUCGAUUCUUAAUGUGGACAACGUAGAAAAUCAUUCAUAUCUCCUUGGUCUUAUUCUAGAUGCUGGAGUAUCUGUCUACAGUGGAAUCUCAUACAUUGCAAUGAUAGUUUACGCUAGGAUAAAAGGCGUCUCUCGGAACAGUGGUGCAUUCAAGCGAGAGAUAAGAUGCGCUAUUCUAUUCUUUAUCAUGUUUACCACAUACACAGUCAUAUGGAUGACAUUCUAUGUCUAUCCGUUAUUGAAUAUUGGAAUUACGGAAGCCUAUGUCAUAACGCCGAUUCUGCUAGUUUUUAACAGCGGUAUCAAUGCUAUCAUAUACCUGACUUUAAAUAGGGACGUGAGUGUUUCCGACUAUUUCAAAAUGAGGAAUAUUGUAGACAAACUAAAUUUACUGCACCGCGAAGGAAGCGCACUUUAG